Molecule: messenger RNA, 3272 nt
Organism: Poecilia reticulata (guppy)
Lineage: Eukaryota; Metazoa; Chordata; Actinopteri; Cyprinodontiformes; Poeciliidae
Gene: ush1c
Product: Usher syndrome 1C
Biological process (GO): inner ear receptor cell stereocilium organization; retinal cone cell development; sensory perception of sound
Cellular component (GO): stereocilia ankle link complex; stereocilium tip; cilium
Molecular function (GO): protein binding
Source: RefSeq, a predicted model, not a curated record
UGUGUUGGCGUUGCACCAGUUUGUGUUUGUAUUAUUUAGUUGGUAGUUGCUGUGUUUUUAUUUUUUGCAUCAUUUUGCGUUACCCAUCUGGCGAUGCCUCAGAAAGGAGAAAAGAAGAAGAAGAAAAAGAAAAUGUCCAACACAGACACACUGCAGGAGCAGAGAAAGAACAAGAAGGAGAUGGAGUUUGAGCUGAAACUUGCCAGAGAGAAGGAAGAAAUGCAAGAACGGGAGAAACAACUAAAGAUCAAUCGGCUGGUUCAGGAGGUCUCAGAGACUGAAAGGGAAGACUUGGAGGAGUCUGAGAAAGUGCAGCACUGGGUGGAGCGACUGUGUCAGACUCGGUUGGAGCAGAUCUCUUGUGUGGAGAAUGAAUCCCCAGAGCUCUCCCCGCCUCGUUCUCCUGGCUCAGAGCCAAGGGUGAAGCAUUUUCCUGGUGGUUUCAACCUAGCAACCACUGAUCUGGACGACAUAAACCUGGACGAGGUGGACCAGAGCCUGAGGGGACCUCUUAAAAAACUAGUCCCGACUCAGCCCACCACAAAUCAACCUCCACCUCCCUUGCCUCGCCCCCCACCCUCACCCAAACUGAACCCAACAAUCCCUAAGUACUCCCCGCCCUUACCUAGAGUAUCCCCACAGCGCCGGCCUCCUUCUUCCCCCAGUCCUAGGAARCCUCCAUCCUCUCCAUCCACUCUGACACACAGGGGGCGCAAGCCUCGCGCACAUCCCCAACAUACACAACCGCGCCGCCCGCCUCCCUCCAACUACCCUCCGCCAUCUCACACGUCAAGACCCCCAUCGUCCCCUCAGCCCACGCCACAUCCCCAUCCUCCGCCUCCCCCUCCUCCUCCGCCACCACCUCCUCCUCCUCCGCCCCCUCCCCCACAGCACUCUGAAGAACGUGAAUACCGCCAGCAUCACCACCACCACCACCACCACUUCCAACAUCCUCCCAGCCCUCCCGAACACAGAAGCGAGUGGGAAACAGGCGGCUACCUCCCCAGAGGGGGGAUUUAUGCAUCCAACACCAGUGAAAUGUCUCACCCCUCAAGUCCAAAGGUGAUGAGAAACACCUCCCAUGUCAGUCAUAUUUCCAGUUCAAGCAGUCAGCUGCAGCUGGCUCCCAGUCCCCCUAACCAGCGGCGUCAGAUGGCUCCCGUCAUGUCAAAGCCCGUCAUGCUGCCGCAGUCGCAGGCCAACCGGCCAGAUCCGCUCCGACCUGCUGUCCGUUCUGAUGGCCUGCCUCCAGAAAUGCUUAAACGGAUGGUGCCUUUCAACUCGUCUUUCAAAUCAAACAACAAACAAGGAUUUCAGAAAUACGUGGACGACUUUGAUCCGUACUCCAUGUUUUCCUCAGACCAGAUAGAUGGACGAGAUGUGAGAUUGCUAAAAAUAAAAAAGGCCGGACAACUUGACAUUGCUCUGGAAGGUGGAGCUGAGUCUCCUCUUGGAAAGUUGGUGGUGUCUUCAGUGUAUGAAGGCGGUGCAGCCGAUAAGCACGGAGGGAUCGUUCCCGGUGACGAACUCAUGGCUGUCAAUGGGAAGAUCCUGAUUGAUGCUAGUUUAGAAGAGGGACAAAACUCUCUGGCUCGGGCCUGGAACAGUGGAGGGGACUGGAUUGAUGUGGUGAUUGCUGUGUCCCCUCCAAAGGAUUAUGAAGAUGAAGUCCCUAAGUCAGCAUCAGUCAGUCCCACUGUGAACAGAAAGGUGUUUGAAGGCAGUGCAACACUUUACAGACAUGGCUAUCAGCUUCAGCACUAGCCCCACCUCUCUUCCUUCCUCACCCUUGUUCUGGUAAUCAACUUAGCCUUCAGCCCUCAUCUUCUCUGCUGCACGUCAGAGGGGAGGUUUGGUGUGGCUUUUGUUUUUGUUUUUGUUUUUGUUUUUCCUCUUGUGGACAUGUGACAGUCUCUCUGACAACUUGAAUACUUAAGACGGCAAGAGGAUUUUAAUGUUUGUUUCCUCUCAUCCGGGCAGGUUUAUAUCUUCUUGUUGCUUGGUUUGCUCCAUAGAAAACGGUCAUGACUUUGAAUGUACAAUGUCCAAAGGAGGAUUUAAAUAAAACACUCUAGUUACUUUAAAGACAUUUAUAGUAAUAAGUGACAGAUCACCUUGUGUAUGUGCUGGAUCCAGUGAGCCGUAAACAUGUUGUUGUAUGUUCUCAGGUCACGGACACCACAGACUCCUGUCAGCCUUCACCAGUUGUUCUGAUUGAUGUUGUUUCUUGGACUGUUACAUGUCUUAAAAUCUUUGAGUCUGAGAUGUUUUUUUUAUUGAAUUUACUGACACAAGAUUACAUCCACUCAUCAUAUUAGUUUUGGGCUUUUGGUGAUUCAUUUGAACUUAUUGUAGCUUUUCAUAAACCACUAUUAAUAUUUGAGUAAAUGUCCCAGAGGAGGUUGCAGAUAAAACAUCAGUUGUGGUCAGCAACAAGCUGCUGGAGUAAUUAUGACUGAUAUUUUGACAACAACAAUCCAUUUAAAAUUGUUUUUUCUGUUUUGGGCCAUUCUGAAGACGUAAUUAGUCUUUUUUAAAAUCCUUUUCCAAAUUGGAUUUGAUGGGCCAUAUCAGGUUUUCCUGUAAAGCUAAUGAUUUAGGACUCAGAGUAACAAGCCAUAGCUGAAUGGUUCACCCUGACUCCAUAUUUGUUUUCAUCUUCGUCUCCUCUGAACCUAAACCUUUCACUUCAAAACAUUUAGUCGUUCCAUAAAGAGCAUUUGCAAUUUUCAGCUAUGCUUCAUGGUGUUUAUUUUAGAUUCUUUACUGGUCAGCAGCACCCUAUCCGGUUUCAUCUGUAGCUCUAAGCUGCAUAAUGAGUCAUAUGUGCAAAAAGAAUGGCUUAAAUAAAUCACCAAAAGCUCAAAAUGAAUAUGAAAUGCAUGAUAUCUACAUGUAAACUUUUGACAAGACCUGUGUGUAAUGUGAGAGAUGCACCAAUUGCAGUUUCUAGGCAGAUUCUAGUCUUGAUCUGAGAAUUUUUCCAAAAAAAAAAACACCAUACAAACUUCAAAAGAUUUUUAACAGCUUAAAAAUAUAUAUUACAAUUUGUGCACCUCUAGAUACUUUUUUUUGCAUCGCAGUAGUUUAGAAAAAGUGACUGUCUUCUGUAACUCAUUUGCAUUAGUCCAUCUCUGUUUGUUGUGGUUGCCGUGCAGUGUCUAAUAGGAGAAUGACAGAUACAAUAUGAACAGAACAAACAUGUAUUUCACUUCAGAUAAAAGAAAAAGCUUCUAUUGUUUACAUUCUUUUGUUAACUUUGCUCCUUUCUC